Messenger RNA from Culex pipiens pallens (northern house mosquito), 2043 nucleotides. RefSeq names its product zinc finger protein ZFP2-like. Gene Ontology annotation, cellular component: nucleus. NCBI's taxonomy places the organism in Eukaryota, Metazoa, Arthropoda, Insecta, Diptera, Culicidae. The coding region runs from base 155 to 2005 and encodes 616 amino acids. The record is from RefSeq and is a predicted model, not a curated record. Gene Ontology annotation, molecular function: DNA-binding transcription activator activity, RNA polymerase II-specific; zinc ion binding; RNA polymerase II cis-regulatory region sequence-specific DNA binding. Gene Ontology annotation, biological process: regulation of transcription by RNA polymerase II. The transcript is spliced from 3 exons.
UUCUGUCACAUUCGAGUUUUUGCUUCUUUCCAAAACACAAACAGAAAAUAAGAUUGUUCAAAAAUUUUAGAUUUUACUGUCGGUUAUUGUACAACUUUGUGCUUGAAACUCACCGAAAGAAUUUUUCCCAGCACAAGUUACUGACCCAGUCACCAUGCAGUUCGACCAAACUGGAGACACCGCUAAACUAUGCCGAGUCUGUAUGACGGCCAAGGAGGGUCAUCGUACCGACCUCUACGUUACCACGUCGUUAGUAUCCGGUCAGCCCAGCCUGUACGGAAUGCUUAAAGCCGUCUGCGCCCCGGUGUUUGAGAAAACCGAAGCAGACCACCGUCCCGGAAUGCCAACGAAGGUUUGCUCGAUAUGUCGGAAUGCUAUCCUAGCGGCCUUCAAGCUGCAUCAAACGUGCAUCGAAACCGAUCGCCGGUUGGGGGAGUUGCUGGCGGUCAAGAGGGAACUUCAAGAUCUGGAACAUAACGAUGGAACUGGAGAUCCGUUGGGGUCCAACAGCAAGGAAAUGCUGCGAGUUGGAAUGUUGAACACGAGCGAUGAAGUGGGUUGUGUUAAGACGGACGGAGAAACGCGACUUCUUAAGGAGGAGCAACCAAAAGAGGAGGAGGUAGAUUCACUUCCGGAAGCUGAACAUGUGGGUACGAUAAAAGUUGAAGAGCUGAACUUGAUGGAGGAAAAUGACAAUGACAACGAUAAUGCCUCUGAUUGUGAUGAGAACGAAGAACCUCUCGUUGAAGAAGAUUCGAGCAAAACGACCUGUAAGAUUUGCUCGAAAUCUUUUAAUAAAACUGCCAUGCUGAGAAAGCACAUGAGCAUAAAGCACAAGAAAACAAUCAAAAAAUCCGUGAAAUGUUCCUGUGGAAGAAUUUUUAAAAGCGAAAAAAGAUUUAAUGAACACACCGCUUCCGGUACGUGCUCUGGAGAGAUUGGUAGGAAGUGUAAAUUAUGUAAUAAAAUCUUCAAAUCGGUUGACGUCAUGGUUAGACAUCGCAACUCGGUGCAUUCAGAGCCCGUUGUAUGUUCCGAGUGUGGUAAAACGAUGGCGAACUUCAACAGCCUGCGGAUGCACUUGCGGGUCGGAUACUGUUCCAAGCAGAAAGAUCAGCCCCCGACGGAAGCUAUGCUUGCUGCCAGGACUUGCAAGGUUUGUGGUGAAUUGCAGAAAACUCGUUUCGCAGUAAGUGGCCACAUGAAGGUUGCGCAUCCGGACCGUAUGUUUCGUUGCGACAUUUGCGGUAAGGAGUUUCAACUUCAAAGAUAUCUGGAUCUGCACAAAGUAUCGCAUGGUCCUAAAACGUACCUUUGCCCAACUUGCAACGAAACCUUGCCCACAAAAGAAGCUCUCAAGAAGCAUCGACGAACCCACAAAGCCCCCAUCACGUGUAACGUUUGUGGAAAAGUUGUUGCAACCAAUUAUUCACUGUCCGUUCACAUGGAGCGGCACGUAGGUCUCAAACCGUUCGCUUGUGACAAUUGUCCGAUGCGAUUUUUCACGAAAGCGGAGAUUAGAGGUCACAUGCUAACGCACACCAAGAAGCAGGACCACGUGUGUGACCUCUGUGGAUCCCGAUUCACGACCAAUCAUUCACUGAAGAAGCAUGUUAUACAUGUCCACGAAGGUCAGCGUCCCUUUCCGUGCUCGCUGUGCAGUUUAAAGUUUGCCCACGCAAACCAACUGCAGCGCCACAUGUACACGCACACUGGGGAAAAACCCCACAAGUGUGAACUUUGCCCGCAGGCGUACGCCCAGACCAACGAUCUGGUCAAGCACGUGGCCCGCGCCCACGGCGAUGGCAAUCCGUACCUUUGCGACCUGUGCGACGAGGGGUUCCGGCUGCUGACGGAUCUGCGUCAGCACUACCGGGUGCACGUGCAAUCGACGGAGGGCGGAGCCGACCAGAUGGAGGAAGUGCGCUUCACCAGUGUAGCGAUACUGAAGAGGGCGUUCGCUAAAGCUAAACAACGGCUAGGAAUCGAUAGCGGGCUGAAUUGAUGAAUAAAAUAAGUUUCUUGAAAUUCUCUGAUAGUGAA